ACAGCCGCGGGGCGGGGUGGCUUAGACAAGGGGCGUCCGGCUAAGGCCGGGGACCCAGGGUGGUGGGCGGGGUGUCCCGCCCGCCUGUAGACCCCGCGCAGUAACUGCGAACAUUUCGCUUUCAGUUUGGGCCAAGCUGGAGGCGGCGGGGCCGUCCCGGAACGGCUGCGGCCGGGCACCCCGGGAGUUAAUCCGAAAGCGCCGCAAGCCCCGCGGGCCGGCCGCACCGCACGUGUCACCGAGAAGCUGAUGUAGAGAGAGACAGAGAAAGAGACAGAAAGCAAGAGACCAGAGUCCCGGGAAAGUCCUGCCGCGCCUUGGGACAAUUAUAAAAAUGUGGCCCCCUGGGUCAGCCUCCCAGCCACCGCCCUCACCUGCCGCGGCCACAGGUCUGCAUCCAGCGGCUCGCCCAGUGUCCCUGCAGUGCCGGCUCAGCAUGUGUCCAGCGCGCAGCCUCCUCCUUGUGGCCACCCUGGUCCUCCUGGACCACCUCAGUUUGGCCAGAAACCUCCCCGUGGCCACCCCAAGCCCAGGAAUGUUCCCAUGCCUUCACCACUCCCAAAACCUGCUGAGGGCCGUCAGCAACAUGCUCCAGAAGGCCAGACAAACUCUAGAAUUUUACCCUUGCACUUCUGAAGAGAUUGAUCAUGAAGAUAUCACAAAAGAUAAAACCAGCACAGUGGAGGCCUGUUUACCAUUGGAAUUAACCAAGAAUGAGAGUUGCCUAAAUUCCAGAGAGACUUCUUUCAUAACUAAUGGGAGUUGCCUGGCCUCCAGAAAGACCUCUUUUAUGAUGGCCCUGUGCCUUAGUAGUAUUUAUGAAGACUUGAAGAUGUACCAGGUGGAGUUCAAGACCAUGAAUGCAAAGCUUCUGAUGGAUCCUAAGAGGCAGAUCUUUCUAGAUCAAAACAUGCUGGCAGUUAUUGACGAGCUGAUGCAGCCUCAAAACAACCAUAUGGGAUCUGCACAAAGGAGGGAACCAAACCUUAGGAGAGUUAAACCACUUGUCUGAGGCUCUGCCUCUUAAAAUCCUUCAAGAGGAUUUCACUACACUUACCUUCUCCCUCACCUCUAAAAGCUCCAGGACGUACGUGCUCCAGGAUGUGCAUGCAAGGGGCCAGCUUGCAUAUCUGCAAAUGUUGCUGGGAAACAAGCAGGAUUGGUGCCUGAUUAUGACCCAUUGUGAACCAAAAUGUGAACCGAAUAAAAGAAUGACCUAUCAUCUGGGGCAUCUAUAAUGUUAUUCAUAGGCAAGAACUUGCUUUGUUAUGUUCUGAAUCACCAUAACACAGGUGCUAAUAUAAAACAAAUAUUUAUAUAAGCGAGGGUGACUGCUUUGGUGACUAGGACAUGGGAUAAAAAUAUGGUGGCAGAAAUCAUUGUCUGAAAAGUAAUUGUUUUACUUUUAUUCUUUUCGUGUGUGUGUGUGUGUGUGUGUGUGCAUGUGCCAGAUUACUUGUUUGAAAGGCAAUGAGCUUCAUCCAAGUGUCAAAGAAUGUUACCAUCUAGGCAGCUGUAGUUGCUAUUUCAUUUUUAGGACCAAGAGUUGGGUGAUGUGGGUGCUAGAAUCAAUUCUACCGGUAACCAGACAACUAUUCCCAAGUCACUUAACCCCUCUGUGCCUCAGUUUCCUCCAGUAUAAAAUGGGAUGACUUUAUUCUAGCUUUCUUUUAGACUUUUUGUGAGGAAGAUAUGAAAGUAUUUAUUCAACAAGGGUGCAAAUGUAAGGUUUUAUAUUGUGUUAUCAAAUCAAAGUGCUAAACUUGGGAAAUUCAUUGCCAGGUUUAUCUGACACAAAUGGCAUGUCUUCAGUAAACAGGCCUGUUACUGAUAGCGAGUUCGAAUCAAUAGCAAUCCAUCACCUCCCUGUGCUAAACAGAAGUGGGCUUUUUAAUGUAACAUAUAUAAAAUUAAUUAGAUAUUGCAGCAGAUGUCAUUUUAAAGGAACUGUUUCUUUCUAAAACACAACUCCCACUGAUUAUUUUUUCUAAAUAGUUUUAAGGGUCUUUUCAGAGCUCAUCGAAGACGCAUGUGCUUGGAAAAUGAGUAUUUCUUUUCUCAGGUUCUGCGUGGUGAUCUGGCUGAGAGUAGAUUUGGGUUGGGUUUAGGAGUGGCAUAAGGCACUGAGUUGCAGGCUCUGAGACAUGUACUGGCUUCACUAAUUUUUACAAAUGAAUAUUUGAAUUUUGGAAUACCAUAUAAGUCAUGCUUACUG
Symphalangus syndactylus (siamang) is the source of this 2215-nucleotide messenger RNA. It is a transcript of the gene IL12A, whose product is annotated as interleukin 12A. The record is from RefSeq and is a predicted model, not a curated record. NCBI's taxonomy places the organism in Eukaryota, Metazoa, Chordata, Mammalia, Primates, Hylobatidae. Gene Ontology annotation, molecular function: interleukin-12 receptor binding; growth factor activity. Gene Ontology annotation, biological process: immune response. Gene Ontology annotation, cellular component: extracellular region.